Schistocerca nitens (vagrant locust) is the source of this 5794-nucleotide messenger RNA. RefSeq lists its product as uncharacterized. The record is from RefSeq and is a predicted model, not a curated record. Bases 1 to 2283 code for a protein of 760 amino acids. Gene Ontology annotation, cellular component: signaling receptor complex. Gene Ontology annotation, biological process: positive regulation of kinase activity; protein phosphorylation; cell surface receptor protein tyrosine kinase signaling pathway. The transcript is spliced from 18 exons. NCBI's taxonomy places the organism in Eukaryota, Metazoa, Arthropoda, Insecta, Orthoptera, Acrididae. Gene Ontology annotation, molecular function: transmembrane receptor protein tyrosine kinase activity; ATP binding.
AUGGAGGGCCGCUUACCUAAAGGCUACUUCCUGAAAGUGAAGUCCAUCAAUGACUCCCAUGAGUACUGUGAAAUAAUGGACUUCAUGGAGGACAUAAACAACACGAUGACAUCGUGGGCGGUGGUGCCGCCAGAGGUGACCAACGUGAAGAACGACCCGCGCGUGAUGCAGGAGUGCUGCUACAACAUCCGCGUGGAGUCCCAGCCGUAUGACGGCCGGCGCGCCGCCGAAGUCAACUACACCAUCCCCGAGCGGGUGGGCGAGGUGUGGUCGUGCAGGCGCAAGGCGCAGCUGCCCGUGCCGCGUGACGUCCAGGUGUCCGUCAUCGACUCCAGCACAGCCCACGUCUCCUGGACCCUGGACGCCUCCGCGGCGCGGAUCGCGCGCAACAUCUCCCUCACGCUGGGGCGGCAGGUGGUGAGUUCGUUGCUCGACUGGUUUGAGUACGAGUCCGAGGUGCUGCUGGCCGUGGCCAACUGGAGCGGCGGCGGCGGCGGCGCGCUGCGGAUGGAGCACCUGCUGAAGGGCAACCUGCGCCGGCCCGCCCAGUACCUGGUGCAGGUGCGCGUGGUCGACCGGCGCGACUGUCGAGGGCCGCCCGCCGAGAAGCGUUUCUCCACGUUCGUCAAUGUUACGACAACAACAAGGAGAGCGCCUGCGUUGCGUUCGUCUUCGACCACCGAGACUCCUCCAGGUACCGCCAUUUUGUCACCAGGCGGGCAACAGCAGUGGACCACGGCGGAUCUCUUCAAUCAGACACUGACCCCCGCAAACGAAUCUUUGGCAGAUCCAAACGCCAGGUCAAAAGUGGAGCUGGUGCUGGUGGUGGUGCUGCCCACGGUGUCGUUCGUGGUGGCGGCGGCGCUGGCGGCGGCCAUGAUGUACCAGCGCUGCGGCUGCGCGGGCUGGCUGCGCCGCAAGCUUGGCGAGGGCCGGCUGCGGCCCGUAUACAGCUGCCGCGGCGUCUACAAGGCCGUCAGCAUCGACAGUAGCAGCAGCCGCAUCACGCGGGUGUCCUUCCCGGCCUUACAGGAGCGCAGCAUACUCUACGUAGAGAAGGAGAUAGAGGAGGCGAAGGCUCGCGGCGAGGUGGACACGUUCGAGGUGAGCUACGAGCGGCUGCAGCUGGGCCGGCAGAUCGGCAAGGGCGACUUCGGGCGCGUCUUCCUGGCGCGCGCAGAGGCGGUGGGCGGCGUGCCAGGCUGGCGCACCGUCGCUGUCAAGAAGCUGAAGCUGCGCGCGACGGCGGAGGAGGUGGAGGAGUUCCAAGCGGAGAUCGCGAUGCUGAAGCACGCCGGCCGGCACCCCAACGUGGUGGAGAUGGUGGGCUGCUGCACGUUGCGGCCGCCGCUCUGCAUCCUGAUGGAGUUCGUGCCGUGCGGCGACCUGCUGCACUACUUGCGCCGCCUGCGCGUCGAGUACGAGCGCCGCACGGGCGCGCCGCUGCCCUUCUCCAGCACCCGCGCGCGACCCGCGCCCAAAUUUAUUGACAUACAAGUGUGUUUUGUGGACUCGGAGAGCUCCUACGUGCAGCCCGACCCGCGGCUCAGCUUCUCGUCGAGCGGGCGGCCGUCCAUCGCAGAGACCGAGUGGAGCCUGGUGAGCAGCGAAGGCGGCGCGCCGUCCACCCCCACGGAGCGGAGUCCCUGCCCGGGGCGCCCGGGCCACGGGCUCGACUACGUGCUGGACCCGGCGGAGCUGCAGAGCUUCGCCGUGCAGAUCGCGCGCGGCAUGGCCCACCUCGAGCAGCGGCACAUCACGCACAGGGACCUGGCGGCGCGCAACAUCCUCAUCGACGAGCACAAGACGCUCAAGAUCUCCGACUUCGGGCUGUCGCGGUCGGGCAUCUACGUGAACACGCGCGGCAAGAAGGUACCGCUGCGCUGGCUCAGCGUCGAGGCCAUCCGCGACAACCUCUACUCCAGCAAGAGCGACGUGUGGGCCUACGCCAUCGUCCUCUGGGAGAUCGGCACUCUCGGAGGCUUCCCGUACCCGACGGUGAGCGACCACGACCUGCUCAGGUUCCUGCUGGAAGGUCGCAGGCUGGAGAAGCCGGACAACUGCACCGAUGAACUGUACUCGCUGAUGAUGAUGUGCUGGUCGCACAACGCGGACGACCGGCCGUCGUUCGCGACCAUCUCGAAGCACCUGGAGGGCGCCCUGGGCCGCAGACCUGUCUACGUCGACUUCUCCAACCUGCGCCCAGACUACACGUUCCCUCCCACCGAACAGCAACAACAGCACCAGCAGCAGCAGCAGCAGCGGCCGUCUUUCAGGAUGUGAUAUCAGCAGACGGCUCAGCCAGAGUACGCCUUCCUCCCCCCAACAGGGCAGCUGCAGCAGCGGCAGCCGUCCAAGAGACCCAAGGCGCCAGGCAGGUCGACCAGGCGCCACCGAGUCCCGCACCGAACAGCUGCUGCAGCGGCGGCUGCAACCUCGACCGCGGUCAACAUCGUGACGUCACACGGAGUUGAGCCAGUCAUUGUGCACUCUUCCACUGAAAACUAGCAGCGUCAGAAACAACACGCGUCGGUGUCACCUUCCAGUAAAUGAUGUCAUCAUGGAGUACCACCUGGUAACACGUUUCCUCACACCAUCCAGAGACCACGGCUAUCCUUUAGAAAACGCGCAGCUUGGACUAUAUAUUAACUUCAAUAGCAACAGCGACAUCAGCGGUCUGUACAAUGUGAUACAACCCGAAAACUGAAGAGCCUAGUACCAUUCUGCGUGUAUGAUGCCCAAAACUAGUUCAUUCCUACUACAAAUCAGUGGUACAAUAGGAACUAUCACUUUACGGCUUCCAUGUACAGCAUUCGCCUGUGUGCCCGGUUACACUGUACAUUUCUCCCGAUAAAGCGUUGCCGUAAGCAGCACCUUCGUUACCAGCCUUUGCAUGAAUUCAGUGUGGUCCUCCUUUCACUUCCUCAGCCAAGUACAGGACAACUCAGAAGUCGUUGUGAGGAAGGUAGGGCACCAGGACGACUCAGAAGUCGUUGUGAGGAAGUUAGGCCACCAAUGGUGCAACUCAGAGUCUACAGAGCCGGAAAAAUAAAACUGACCCUCAAGACAAUUCAUGCACGUUGAGGUAGGCACCCCAAAUUACAUAGUCCGCUGCGGAUGACAUACAUGGUUUGCCUGCCAUAAGGUUCAUGAAACAUUUUCUGAGCCAGAUUUAUUUUGGACACCCUGCAAAUCACCAAUAAAGGACUGACAGUAGUGUUCGCCCUAAAAAUCACUGUCAGGAAGACAACGUUCUGAUCGGUGCCCAGAAGGCUUCUGGCUGGCAUCAUAAUCAGUUGUUGGCAAUCAGAUGAAAGAGUGAUUUACAACAGAAUGUCCCUGAGCACAACGUGACUCCAAGAACUAACAUAAACUCGCUGACAAAUUCUGCAGUAGGGUCAGCAGGGUGCCAGUGAUACGUCGCCAGCAGUGUCGGAUCUAAAAAGUUUUUCACGCUGCUACUGCUCAUAAGGACAGCACAUUGGUGUGGUUCCCUGACUCCCCAAAAUAUAUCGGCAAACAUCGUGAACAGCUUUUUAGUCGACAGACGAAACUGCAAUUUCUACCAUAGGGGCGUUGAGUACACCGCAACUCCGUGUACAAGGCACGGCAAAAAAUAACACUGAGGCGACCAAAGCUGCACCAUCACGACAGUUACCACGUGUGUAUUCACUUCUCCAUCGAAAAAAAACAGACUGACUGAAACAAGCACAGGCAGAUAUAACCACCUGCCGCAAGCGGCGGAACAGAGUGGUAAAAGCAGGUGCUAACCACAUGUUCACUGACCAAGUCAGCUCAACUGAGGCCACAUUGGCGCCGGUUUAUAUGUAUGGUCAUCGACACGUCUUGUCACAUAUGCUUUGUUCAUUUAUUACCAUUUCAGAAACUAAACUGGGUGUUCACUGAUUGUCCAGCUGUCAUUAUUGCUUGAAAUAUUCAAAGAAGAGCUUUUGAAAGCUACGUUUUUGGACAAUGUGAUUAACGAUAUUAUUCUGGGUUAUACAUCCAGCUGUUCAGAAUUUUGAUUCAGACAUAUCUAAAUCAAGUUAUAAUAUUAAUGUCGUUAUAUAGAACUAUUAGUGUGAGGCAGUCUAAAGAACAUUAGACUUUAUUGUUUAAAUUGAUGUUUGGUAUUUCUGUUAUGGAUUAUUAAAAUUCUGUGCGCCGAAGAAUAUAUAAAUUCUCACAUUAUGUCGCACUUGAAUUAGGAUUUCAAUGGAAUGAUUUGUAUAUAUUCCAGUUCCUUUCACAAAAAUUACGCCUUUAUGAAACGAAGAGCUUAAGCAUUCAAGCUGAUGUGUACAUAGCAGAUUAAUAAUACAUGUUUAUGACAUGAGUGUAUAGCAAGUGAAAAUAAAAGAAAGGCAAAACAUAAGAAAGGCAAAACAAACUGGGAGAUGUAAAUAAUUAUACGAAAUGUUUGUGUAUGUCUGUGUGCGUAUUUAUGUGUAUAUCUGAAGCUCGAGAAACAAAUGUUACAUUUUCUUGCUCAUUGCAGUUGAAUGUAAAAGUACGUUGAACUCAGAUGUGCUGUCAUAUAGUUUGUGUGCAUGUAUGACUUCGUUUAAGUGGACUAAGUUAAUUCGUUGUAAUAUACAGUUCAGAUAUAUUGUGUGUUUCUGAGUACUCAUAAAUGCUUUCAGAAGUCCUACGACAUUUGUUCCUUGGCGUUACAGAAAUGGAGCUUCUCAAAUCCCACAAGCUGUGAUUUCAUUACUUACAGAAUGAAAUUCAUCUUCUUUUUAAACCUGAAACAUCUUAUUUCCAGUUUAUUGAAUUUAAAACUUAAGAGACGUAAUGUUAUGAGCUUAGAAAUGUAAAAGUAAGGAAGGUCUGUAAAACAAAUACAAAUUAUGUAUGAGAAGUAAGGUAUAAUCGAAGUUGCUCCUAGAGGGUCCAGGGGUUGUAAUGUUAUGAAAACACGGGACAGUUUAAUAUUUAUCACAUAUUCAAAGUUGAUCACAUUCAUUUUCUUAACAAAGAAACUUCUUCCUCUUCACGUUGAAAAACUUCACAAAGUCCAGCAAUCGAUGCCGUAGUAAUUCAAAGCUACUACUCAAUGAAAAACAGCUCUCUACUUAUUUUUUAGUGCUUAAAUUUUUUAUGUUGACUCGAGAGUGCAAAUUCAGUGCGCAUUCACUUUGAAAAAUGCUUAGUAAUAUGUACUCGUUUCCCUAUAUGGAAAGAACUUUCGUCUGUGUUCUAAAUUUAGGAAAGACAGCACUUGUAUGCACUGACCUCGUUAUAUAAGCAAAAAUUUUCAUCAACAAAUGUCAUCAUUCUAAAACUUUCUGACGCAUUAAAACUAUCUGCCGGACCGAGACUCAAACUCGAAUUCGAGUCUCAGUCCGGCACACAGUUUUAAUUCGCCAGCAAGUUUCAUAUCAGCGCACACUCUGCUGCAGAGUGUCUUCAUUCUUAUUUAUUCAUUUAAUUGUUACAUUUCCUUUCCCCCACCAGAAAGUAUGUAUAUAUAAAUGGCUGAAAAUAUUCAUCGGAAAAAAAUCAUUGUGUAUACAUGACUCAGCCUUAGUAGUUAUGUGUCAGUCAAAUCUUCAUCAUACUGCACACUCUAAUAUUUCCGAUUGGGAAAAGUUGUCUGUUACUUGUGACAGAACAAAAAAUGCAGAGGCCAUUCUCAAGUGUACAAAAGUCUGUGUAUGAACUAUCUGAGAUUACAUGACUUGUAUAUUGACUUUGGUUACAUAUGGACCUUCAAUUCUGUAUGUUUUUAUCUAUUAAAAGACAAAUUAUCGAUGUAAGACUUUUGACUAAAGCAUUUAUUUUUUCUCUG